Molecule: messenger RNA, 521 nt
Organism: Morone saxatilis (striped sea-bass)
Lineage: Eukaryota; Metazoa; Chordata; Actinopteri; Moronidae
Product: group 10 secretory phospholipase A2
Exons: 4
Coding region: 41-502 (153 amino acids)
Biological process (GO): phospholipid metabolic process; lipid catabolic process; arachidonate secretion
Molecular function (GO): phospholipid binding; calcium ion binding
Source: RefSeq, a predicted model, not a curated record
CUCACAGACGUGUGUGGAGUUGAGCUGCCUGUUGCAUACCAUGACUUCUUUUUACUGGAUACCUCUCCUGUUAUCAGUGGCCAUGGCAUCUACGGGAACACGCAGGUCCCAGCGGACAAAAAGAGGGUUACUGGAGUUGGCAGGAGCCAUCAAGUGUAGCACAGGGAGAUCUGCCUUGGCAUACAUGAUGUAUGGAUGCUACUGUGGGCUGGGUGGUCAAGGCUGGCCCAGGGACAAGGCAGACUGGUGUUGCCACAGACAUGAUUGCUGUUAUGGAGUUGCAGAACAUCAUGGCUGCCAAACUAAAACAGACCAGUAUCAGUGGACGUGUGAGGACAAGACAGCUGAGUGUGAUGAUUUGGAGGACAAAUGUGAAAAGCUGCUGUGCAAGUGCGACAGAGACGCUGCCAAAUGUUUGAGAAAAGCACCUUUCAUCCGGAAAUACGCCCUAUGGCCAGAUUUUCUCUGUGGUUACGAACAUCCAAUGUGUAGUAUUUACUGACAUAAUAAAUGCAUCUGCA